Molecule: messenger RNA, 1374 nt
Organism: Diatraea saccharalis (sugarcane borer)
Lineage: Eukaryota; Metazoa; Arthropoda; Insecta; Lepidoptera; Crambidae
Source: the annotation of a GenBank genome assembly
AUGGUUGAAGUCGAUAGUUAUGUAACAGAUUGCUCGGAACCAGAAAAUAUUGCACCCAAGAAAGCCAAACUAGGAAAACAUCGCUUGACGAAAUAUUAUAAAAAUUGGCAGAAUGAUUAUAAUUGGUUGUGUAUUGUGACGUCGGAUAAGUAUAAAACUUACUGUAAACUGUGUAAAAAGACUACUAUUUCUCGUGGUGGGUUAAAUGAUGUAGUGAAGCAUUUGAGAACAAGUAGUCACUCUAAAAUCACGAGUUCUCGUGCUGCAAGAAACAUAACUAUCUAUUUCCAGGCACCAGGUACUUCCACAUCUGAACGUAAUCUCAAUAUUAUGUACAAAACGUCAGCAGCAGAAAUUACUUCUAUAUAUCACACCGUUCAACAUUCGUUAAGCUACAAUAGUAUGGAAUGUUUUCAAAAGUUAUUGCCUUUCAUUAUCUGUAAAGAACAUUAUGACCUGAUAUGUGCUAACGUAUCCGAGUCACGAUUUUACAAUACGCUAACUAAGGAAAAAAGAGAAACCUGGAAAUGCACUUUGUGUGUGAGUAAACAACCUCGAACGGAUAAUACAAACACUCCUGUAAGAUCGGCCGAGGAUAAAAUCACUACAAAGAGGGGUGCUGCGACGACUAGCCCUCAUUCACAGCUGGAUAUUUCGAUGAUGGAUAUAAAUUGUGAAAAUAAUACACCUGACAAUUCUCGUGAAACCGGUUUGAGUGGCUCGAAUCUUGAUGUAUUAAUAUAUGAAUUACGUUUGUUUCGGGAAGAAUUGUCCACUACUAGACGGAAGAUAGGCGAACUUAAUGUUUCUUUGUCGAAUUUGGUCUCCAGAAUAGAUGCAUGUGAAACCACAAUAGAUAAGCUUAAUGCUCGUGUUGAGAAGUUGGAACAACAACAAAAGGGUGAAAAUUUGACCAACAUCGCUAUUACUCUAGCAAAAAAAUUGGGAGUCAACAUCGGUGAGCAGGAAGUCGUGUGCGCAAUGAGAGUGGGCCGUCCACCCGGGCAAGUGGAUGCAUCGUCAUCGUCAGUGAGACCACGGACCGUUGUAAUUCGCUUGGCAAGGCGCGCUGUGCGUGAUGAGAUGUUACAAGCAGCACGAGUGCGUCGCGGAGUCACCACCGAGGGUACGGGGUUGCCGGGUACACCGCGACGAUUUUAUGUUAAUGAGCGAUUAACUCGAGUUAAUAGGUCAAUCUAUCGACGUGCUCGUGACAUCGCAGGGCGCCUGAAUUGGCGUUUCGUUUGGUCGAGAGAUGGGAGGGUGUUUGUCCGACAGCAUCAGGGCGAUCAUGCCCCACGCCACCGUUUACGCUCGGAAGCCGAUUUGGUUCGUGUUUUUGGACCAAAUGCCGUUCAUGCUGUUGAUAAGUAG